CUCCUUCAUUCAAGUUGUUCUCAGGAUCCUUGCAUAUUUGUGAGAGAACAUGGCUGGCUCGGAGGUCGUACCAUGUCCAAGGACUCUACUACUGCUUAUAUAACUGGGACGACCCUUAGUUUGCUUAGCCCGCCUCGCGUUGCCAAUCUGUUGCACCUACGCGCCAAGGGUGUGUAACAUGUGAAGGGAGCCAGCAUCAUGGCCUCAACCAGUCAAGCAAGCAGCUCCAGUUCCCCGUCGAGCUCGCCGACUCCCAGCUCUUCCGACACCGACGGAAACAACUUCCAACUCUUCGCGAGCAACGGGUCGCCCCCUCUCAUCAUUGCUUUUCUGGCCAUUGGGUUGUUCACUGUUGCGCUGAUAGCGGUCUUUGGGUGGAGGAGGGUUAAUGGAGGUCGAGGUCUUGUGGUGCGCCAGGUCAGGCCUGCGCGGAGGCGAAAGGAGGUGGUGCUGGGCGAUAAACCAGAGCUGUGGGAGUUGUGGACACGAAGAGCGGUGAAAGGCGAGUUGGACGAUUCAGGGUUGGAUUGGGACAAUGUCAUGCCUAUAUCCGCUACGUUGCACUAUUCUUUGUCUUCAAAUUCAAUAGAACCAAAAGAUACCAACGACCACAGCGAGCCACGUAGGCGUUACAACUUCGCGACUCUCCAGAGAUACCUUCAUACUACACGUGUACAAGAGCCCUCUCAAGAGGAGCGAGAGGAAUCACCACCCAAGCCAACUAUGUCAGAUCCAUGGAUGCAGGUCGCAGUAUCCAUAGCCAUGCCCUCGAUGCCCACCCAACGGCCUUCAUCAUCCGAAUCAGAGCUUGAGGCAGACUUUGUAGAAUGCUGUAUAGGCACGACGGAGAUUCCUUUGUGUGAUUCCUUUGUGUGAAGAUAGAUAAGUUGGGCACUUGCAAUUGUAUAUCAGCAACAGGACUGUACCGAUAUUAUUAUUACAGUUGUAUUUCAUUGACACACUAUCCAAUAUGCAGUGCAUAUCGUAUUAUAUUGAGCAGUACCUCUCGGUCUGUAGAUUUAUGUUUGUAGUUGCGACAGGCCUAUCUUAUUUAAAAUACAAACAUAUCUUGCCUUCGAAGUC
This is a messenger RNA of Serpula lacrymans var. lacrymans S7.9, 1083 nucleotides long. RefSeq lists its product as uncharacterized. Lineage: Eukaryota; Fungi; Basidiomycota; Agaricomycetes; Boletales; Serpulaceae. The coding region runs from base 199 to 876 and encodes 225 amino acids. The transcript is spliced from 2 exons. The record is from RefSeq and is a predicted model, not a curated record.